Alternaria hordeiaustralica is the source of this 1263-nucleotide messenger RNA. RefSeq lists its product as uncharacterized. Bases 1 to 1263 code for a protein of 420 amino acids. The transcript has a single exon. Lineage: Eukaryota; Fungi; Ascomycota; Dothideomycetes; Pleosporales; Pleosporaceae. The record is from RefSeq and is a predicted model, not a curated record. Gene Ontology annotation, cellular component: extracellular region. Gene Ontology annotation, molecular function: cellulose binding; hydrolase activity, hydrolyzing O-glycosyl compounds. Gene Ontology annotation, biological process: glucan catabolic process.
AUGGCUCGUUACUCCUUCGCAUUCGCUGCUCUAGCAGCAAGCGGUGCCUACGCUGCGCAGAGCGCAGCCUACACACAGUGUGGUGGAAAGGGCUUCACCGGUGCCACGGCAUGCGUCUCCGGAUACCACUGUGAGGUCCAGAACGACUGGUACUCUCAGUGUGUUCCUGGUGCCGGUGCAGCAAGCCCUGUAGCAAGCCCUGUUCCUACAACCAUGAUGACUGCCACCAAGGCACCCGCUGCUAAGACCUCUUCUCCAGCAGCAGUAGCUGUUGCCGCCCCCAGCAAGGCUGCCGUCGCUGCCAACGCUGCUGCCAGCUCCGGAAAGACCCAGUACGCCGGUAUGAACAUUGCUGGUUUCGACUUCGGAUGCGACACAUCCGGAUCAUGCAGCGGAGCCUAUGUCGACCCCGGUGCGAACGGCAUCGCUCAAAUGCAGCAUUUCACCAAGGACGACAAGCUCAACAUCUACCGUCUCCCCAUCGGCUGGCAGCAUCUGACCGGCAACACUCUCGGUGGUAACCUUGACGCCACCGUCAGCGCUGCCUACGACAAGCUCGUCCAAGGCUGCCUGGCCACUGGCGCAGUCUGCCUUCUCGACCUCCACAACUACGCCCGCUGGAACGGCCAGAUCGUCGGUCAAGGCGGACCCACCAACGCACAGUUCGCGGAUGUCUGGACCAAGAUCGCAACGAAGUACGCAUCAGAGAAGAACGUUGCCUUUGGCCUCAUGAACGAGCCCCACGACCUCACCAUGUCCACCUGGGCCGACUCGUGCCAGGCCGCCGUCACCGCCAUCCGCAAGGCCGGCGCCAAGUCGCAAAUGAUCCUCCUCCCAGGUACCGACUACACAUCCGCAGGUACCUUCCCCACCGCCAGCGGACCUUCCCUCCUCAAGGUCAAGGAUGCCGACGGCACGACCGACAAGCUCAUCUUCGACGUCCACCGCUACCUCGACAGCGACAACUCCGGUACCCACGCCGAGUGCACGAGCGACCACGUCGAGGACUCCUUCGUACCGCUCGCUACUUGGCUCCGUGACAACAAGCGUCAGGCUAUCUUGUCUGAGGUCGGUGGCGGCAACACUGCUUCGUGCGAGCAGGAUGUCUGCGCUGCGCUCGAUAGCUUGAACAAGAACAGCGAUGUCUACCUUGGUUACAUUGGCUGGUCGGCUGGUGCGUUUGAUCAGAGCUACGUGCUUGGUCUGACGCCCAAUGGCUCCACUGAUCGCGAGUUGGUCACUAAGUGCUUCAGCCGCGCUUAG